AUGCGGUACGAAGACUGGGACGUGAUUCUCUUCCCCGAAUCGUCCAAGGUGCCCAUUCAGGAAUUCAAGACCCAAUGUUUCGUCACCAAGGAUAAGGAUUCACCCUACUUGCAUAGUCCCGGUCUUGUCAGUCCGGCUACUUGUCCUCUGCCACAGAGCAAUGAGGGCCAGUUGCCAGUUCUCACUACUUUCGUCCCAAGUUUGCGUCACAACACCCCAUUCCGUGUGUCCGUUCAUAGCUGGCAGAAGCCCACACCCAGUCGGUUGAUGGAAAGCCUCUUGCAGCCAGAUGAUGCAGUGCUUUUCGAGGUGCGGGUCUUUAUUGAUGGCCUGUGUGUCUCGGGUAGCGUUUUCCAUCAGAGAUCAGGGUGGCCUCAUGUUAUUGACCUAAGUUCGUACGUCGAUAAGACUGGCAAUCAGGAUAGCCUCCGUUUCCCUCCGUUUCACCAGGAAAUUUUAGAGCAGAGACAUUGGGAUGCAGCUGAGCUAUACGGUAGGAUUAGAGUUGUGAUUGCUGAGGGCUUUUGUCGCCCACACCGCUAUCCACCAUUCGAGAGAGUCAAAGAGAUCGUCGCGUUUGCCUUCCAGCAUGCUCCACUGCAGGUCCUGGAGCAUUCAAACAUCGCCUGGCCGAACCCUUCGAUGUGGACACGGGAGCCACGACUUUUCAAGUACAACUCGGGCAUCGAUCCUGCUAAUUUGACAGCAGAAGACUCACACGCCCACUCUCCCAGUAAGCAAGGUGCUCAGGGUCGGAUGUUGGCCCCGAGAAGCCAAGUAAGCAGCCAUUCAGGCAAUUCCUGGGCAUAUCGAAACUAUCAAAGAUCAAUUCAGAUGCCUCUACCCCAGUGGCAAGGACAAUGCAUGCCAGAUCCCUUCACUGACCCUGUUAUCCGACAUCGAGGUGCACGAUCAUCUUGCGAGGAUGUUCCCAUGCCUGAUUAUAUCUCUAGCUCUGGAAGUAGUCGCGCCAUCUCCAGCAUGACGGGCAUUAGCUACGAGCAUAGCAAACAUCCCAGCAUAGUAACCCCCGUCGAUGAGGAGUCAUACCGGCAGCUGAUUGAAGCAUUGAGUCCGCCAAAGCCACUGGCCCUGUUCGGCAUUGCUGCACCCACCAAUAGCCCCUCUACUGCUUUACCCAUGGGAAAUAAGCUUUCUGCAGCUGCUGAAGCGCGUUCUGCACCCUACACCAAAGGCAGCAGCCGGACGUCGAUCUUGAAGGAGAUCUCAUUGCCGGGAACCAGAGAAGCGUCUGGGUCCAGCACUAAAUCCACCGCUGCUUCGGAGGCAACGGCUGAGGGAGCGGCAACUACCAAGAUUCAUGCUACCCCUAGCCCACGCGUCAAAAGCCGCAAGGAGGGCAUGUCCCAGGCCAAGGUCAAUGAAUCAUUGGGGGGGUCGCCACUCAAAGUGAACGAGAAACCCCGCGAAAGCCCCUCCAAGCUGGUGGUGCGUACCAGCGGAGGUGUGGAAAGCCCAACUCGGUCCAGCCGCAAGUCAUCUACAGGUUCUGCCCGUGCAGAGGUCUCUCCCAUUUCCUAG
Aspergillus tubingensis is the source of this 1542-nucleotide messenger RNA. RefSeq lists its product as uncharacterized. The transcript has 6 exons. The record is from RefSeq and is a predicted model, not a curated record. Lineage: Eukaryota; Fungi; Ascomycota; Eurotiomycetes; Eurotiales; Aspergillaceae. The coding region runs from base 1 to 1542 and encodes 513 amino acids.